AUGGACGAUCAUUGCUCCGAAGGAUUGAUCUGUUCAAAAUUAAUUGAAUCAAAAGAUGGCUUAUGCAUUUUUAACAGCACUUUAGUUUCUCUUUUGACAAAAAACAAUACGAAAAACAUUACUUCUCUAACCGAUAAACCAGGGAUAAAUUCUAUAGUUGAUGAUGGAGUGAUUAAAAUUAGAACCUCAGCGGAUAUUACACUGGAAACUAUUUUGACACACAAGGGUGAAGGUGAUAUUAAGAACGAAAAAUCAAUCGAGUUUCCUUCAAAUUUUGUAGAAACUACAACAUUAGAAAAAAUAAACACGACAGAUUUUCCAUUGUCUGUAAAAGAUAUCGUUGGCGAAAUAACAAUGGAAUUUCCUUCAUCUUCUACUACAAAUACCGACGAUUUGAGCAGAAUAACAACGAAAGUUUCUCCUACGACGGAAAUUACCACUCUUCCAUCUCUCGUAACAGACAUUACCUCUGAGGACAGAUUAUUAACAUUGCCUGCAUUUCUUGUGAUAAAUGCAACGAAGGAUACAUCAUCGACGAUGUCUCCCUUAUCUCCCGCAACAGAAAUUGCCACUGAAGACUUAUUGUCGUCAUUUCCUUCAACUCUCAUAACAGAAAUUGCCUCUGAGGAGACAUCGCCGAUGUCUGUGACAUCAUUGAGGAUUCCUACAUUUUCUAUAAUAGAAAAUACCACUAAGGAUACAUUAUCAACGUUUCCUUCAUUUCCCGAGACAGAAAUUAUCAAUAAUACAAUAUCUACGACGUUUCUUUCAUCUGACAUGACAGAAAUUAUCACUAAAGAAUUAUCGACUUUUGCAUCUUCUGAAUUAGAAGAUAACAACAAAGAUGAAAUAACGAAAAUUUCUCCUACAACAGAAAUUACCACUCUUCCAUCUCUCGUAACAGAAAUUACCUCUGAGGACAGGUCAUUAAUAUUGCCUCCAUUUCUUACGAUAAAUGCAACGAAGGAUACAUCAUCGACGAUGUCUCCCAUAUCUCCCGCGACAGAAGUUACCAUUGAAGACUUAUUAUCGUCAUUUCCUUCAACUCUCAUAACAGAAAUUGCCUCUGAGGAGACAUCGCCGAUGUCUGUGACAUCAUUGAGGAUUCCUACAUUUUCUAUAAUAGAAAAUACUACUAAGGAUACUUCAUUUCCCGAGACAGAAAUUAUCAAUAAUACAAUAUCUACGACGUUUUUUUCAUCUGACAUGACAGAAAUUAUCACUAAAGAAGAAUUGUCGACUUUCGCAUCUUCUGAACUAGAAGAUAACAACAAAGAUGAAAUAACGAAAGUUUCUCCUACAACCGAAAUUACCACUCUUCCAUCUCUCGUAACAGAAAUUACCUCUGAGGACAGAUCAUUAAUAUUGCCUCCAUUUCUUACGACAAAUGCAACGAAGGAUACAUCAUCGACGAUGUCUCCCUUAUCUCCCACAACAGAAGUUACCACUGAAGAUUUAUUGUCGUCAUUUUCUUCAACUCUCAUAACAGAAAUUGCCUCUGAGGAGACAUCGACAAUAUCUGUGAAAUCAUUGAGGAUCCCUACAUUUUCUGUAAUAGAAAAUACCACUAAGGAUACAUUAUCAACGAUUCCUUCAUUUCCCGAGACAGAAAUUAUCAAUAAUACAAUAUCUACGACGUUUCUUUCAUCUGACAUGACAGAAAUUAUCACUAAAGAAGAAUUAUCGACUUUUGCAUCUUCCGAAUUAGAAGAUAGCAAUAAGGAUGAAAUAACGGACUUCUCGUCCUUCGUGACUGAAAAUAGCACUGUAAACAAAACCACAAAUGAAUUUGUUUUCACCGUUAUGGCUGAAAAUGACAAUAUAAGUGAAACCAAAGAAGAAGUUUCUACGAUUUCAAACACCCAUGAAUUAAGCGCAACGACUGACUUACCCGAAAAAAAUGUUUCUGAGAUCGAAAGCAGUUCAAAGAAGCAUUUCGAAAUCGUCGGCGUGGGAAGCUCGUAUUUAUCAGCUUUAAUUAAUUCAUCAACAACUGGUUUACAAAACACGACGACCUUUACAAGCUAUUUAUCGUCGCAAUCACAUUGUAAAUUUAACAAUUGGUGUAACAAUGGCUGGGAAUUCUUCCGGGGUCGGUGCUACGCUCAGUAUCCAUUUUGGAUUGGUCUUUCGAAUGAUGGUAACGGAUGGAAAUGGCCAGAUAAUACAAAAUUAAGGUAUCAAUUAUGGGGUAAGAAUGAACCGAACAUAAUGUACUCGUGUGUAUUUGCGGAGACCGAAAAAAAUGGAAAAUAUUGGUAUACAAAUGAUUGCAAUCGUACAAUCACUCACAAUGAUAUUGUUGGUUAUGUAUGUCAGCAAUAA
Molecule: messenger RNA, 2325 nt
Organism: Cercopithifilaria johnstoni
Lineage: Eukaryota; Metazoa; Nematoda; Chromadorea; Rhabditida; Onchocercidae
Source: the annotation of a GenBank genome assembly